Mobula hypostoma (lesser devil ray) is the source of this 672-nucleotide messenger RNA. RefSeq names its product ribosomal protein L22-like 1 (gene rpl22l1). NCBI's taxonomy places the organism in Eukaryota, Metazoa, Chordata, Chondrichthyes, Myliobatiformes, Myliobatidae. Bases 45 to 422 code for a protein of 125 amino acids. Gene Ontology annotation, molecular function: RNA binding; structural constituent of ribosome. Gene Ontology annotation, biological process: cytoplasmic translation. Gene Ontology annotation, cellular component: ribosome. The transcript has 4 exons. The record is from RefSeq and is a predicted model, not a curated record.
GGCGAGCGACGUUGUGCCUUUUAGUGGCCGGGGUUCGGCGAGGGAUGGCGCCGAAAAGAAAAUUUGCGUUCGAGGGGAAGAGGAGGCCGGUUUGGCAAUUCACCCUGAACAUCUCCAAUCCAGUGGAAGAUGGUAUCCUUGACUCGGCCAACUUUGAGCAGUUCCUGAGGGAGAAGGUCAAGGUCGGAGGGAAGGCUGGGAACCUGGGCAACGUCGUGCAGAUUGAACGCCUCCGGAACAAGAUUACUGUCACCUCAGCCAAACAGUUCUCCAAAAGGUACCUGAAAUACCUGACGAAAAAGUACCUGAAAAAGAACAAUCUGCGGGACUGGCUGCGGGUGGUUGCCUCCGACAAGGAGAGCUACGAGCUGCGCUAUUUCCAGAUCAGCCAGGAGGAGGAGGAGUCUGACGCAGAGGACUGAAGUGCUGCGAGCAGCAGACACAGAAGUGUGUCCUUCUCAGUGAACAGACAGGACUGUCAUUAACUUAUUAAUAAAACAUCACAGACUGAAAGACCACUUUGCAGAAAACAUGUUCUUUCAUUUUCCAUAUUAGAAACCAGUUGAGAACUUGAGUGGUGGUUACUUGCUAGUGGUGAAGUGACAGAUCAUGCAGCACAAGAGGAUGUAGUCAGCACAUUCGAUCUCCGCUGUCCUGAUUAAAAGCUUUCCC